Molecule: messenger RNA, 2476 nt
Organism: Frankliniella occidentalis (western flower thrips)
Lineage: Eukaryota; Metazoa; Arthropoda; Insecta; Thysanoptera; Thripidae
Product: cytochrome P450 4V2-like
Exons: 7
Coding region: 643-2199 (518 amino acids)
Molecular function (GO): iron ion binding; oxidoreductase activity, acting on paired donors, with incorporation or reduction of molecular oxygen; monooxygenase activity
Source: RefSeq, a predicted model, not a curated record
UUGAAAGUGGGUGUGGAAACAUCGUGAAAAAAAAGUCUAUUCGGCACUACGUAAGAGGUGCCAACCGACCUCGCGACCUCGGUGGCGAGGGCUCUCGGUGCAAGGCGCGGCCCGGCGCGGAGACCGCAGUGCCUCAGUGUCCUCCGCCCUCGACACGUCCGUCGUCGGCGCCGUGAAAUAGACCGAUUUCCGGUUGGUCGCCCGUUUCUUCUUCUCUUUUCUUCUGUUCGCCUAACCUUAAACGGCGUGCGGCCGUCAUCGGUGAUGCGACUAAAGGGGCUGAGCGCGGCCCGGCCUAUCGCGAGAUAGAGCGAUAGGCGAUAAGGCCCGUGUGGGUGUGGGAGUGGACGAGGUGCGCCGCCGCGGAGUCCCGCCCAGCCCGGCCCGCGGUGUCCGAGGAUGCGCCGGUGAGCUCGGCCAGGCUCGCCCCAGGACAGAGAUCGUGGACGCACGGGCUGGCGCACGCCGCUCAGGCUCACCCGCAGCCACCCGCGGCCGCUACCAGCGACGAGCAGCUCACCCGAACCUGCUGCUGAGCCGAGGUUUCGGGCCCUGGCUCUGGCUACCUCGUUUCGGGUUCGGCUCAUCGCGCGCUGAAGGCGACUGCUGCUGGCUUACUCGGCGCUGCCGCCACUCGUGAGGAUGCUGGAGCUGGUGGUGUGGUGCGGCGUGGCCGCCGUGCUGGCGCGCGCCGCCCUGUGGCUCCUGGCCGCGGUGCGCGAGGUGCUCCACCAGCUGUGGGUGACGCGCGAUAUCCCCGGGCCGCCGUCCUACCCGCUCGUGGGCAGCUUCCUCGCCGUGGCCGGCCCCCAGGAGGAGCUGUACGAGAAGCUGGUGGCCCUGCGCGCCGACCUCGGGCCCACCGUCAAGCUGUGGCUAGGCCCCGUGCUCGUCGUGAUCGUGUCGCGGCCCACUGACCUGGAGCUGGUGUUCACGGACCCGCGCCUCCAGACCAAGCCCUGGCUCAUGUACGCCAGCUCCAUGGAGCCGUGCCUGGGCGCCGGGCUCAUCACCAUGAACGGCGCCGACUACCGGCGCCACCGGCGGAUCAUCUCGCCGUCCUUCGCGCAGGACGUGCUGCACGGCUUCGCGCCCAGCUUCAACGCCAACGCGCACCGCCUGGUGGAGCAACUGGGCGAGCUCGCCGACUCAGGCGAGGUGUUCGACGCGGCCCCGCUGUCCCGCAUGUGCACGUCGUACACGGUGUGCGAGACCGUGCUGUCCGCGGACUCGUCGCGGCUCGAGAGCGACCGGCGCGCCGUGGUGCAGGCCGUCUACCGCGGCGUCACCCUCAUGUUCCACAGGGGUAUCCGGCCCUGGUACCGCUGGGACACGCUGUUCAAGCUCUCCAAGCACUACGACGACUACCAGGAAAUGGUGCGCGUCGGCGACUCGUUUGUGUCCAAAGUGCUGGACCUGAAGAUGGAGGCCCAGGCCAAGGAGACGCUAGGACAAGCCGAGGAGGCCGGGGAGCCGGACGCGCAGGGCUCCGGGAAGCAGGGGAAGCGGAAGGCCUUCCUGGACCACCUCUUGUCCUCUGAGGAGGGCAAGACCCUCACUAAGGACGAGCUCUCCGGGGAGCUCAAGCACCUGGUGGCCGCUGCCAACUCCACCACUUCGGACACGCUGUCGUUCUUCCUCUACUGCAUCGCCAUACGGCAGGACGUGCAGGCCAAGAUCCUGGAGGAGCUGGACGCUGUCUUCGAAGGCGAUCGUGAGCGCGAAGUCGAAGUCGCCGAUCUGCCAAAGCUUAAGUACCUCGAGCGCGCCUUCAAAGAGACGCUGCGGUACUUCGCCCCCGCGCCCAUCUACGCCAGGCAGCCCGACAGUGACGUGAAGCUGCCGUCGGGCGCCACCCUGCCCAAGGGCUGCGUGGUGCUGGUGUCGCCGCACUUCACGCACAAAGACCCAGACAUCUGGCCCGACCCGGACGUGUUCGAGCCGGACCGCUUCCUGCCGCACAACUCGGUCGGCCGGCAUCCGCACGCCUUCAUCCCGUUCAGCGCGGGCACGCGCAGCUGCAUCGGCCAGCGCUUCGUCAUGAUGUUCCUCAAGACGGCCGCCGCCACGGUGCUGCGCCGCUUCCACGUGACCACGCCCGAGGACGGCCCGCGCCGCGUCCGCGACAUCAAGCCUAUCUUUAGCCUCACGCUGCACGUCAAGGGCGGCGCGAGGAUCCGCGUCCAGAGGCGGACUUGAGACGUCUAAGGGGCCAUCCAUUAAGUACGUCCGAGCUCGAUGGGGAGGGGGGGGUCUCUCAAAAAGGGAUGUCGAUGGACGUGGGGGGGGGGGGCAACGGCUGUCCGGACGUCCGCUUUUUACAUAGGAUACGGGGAAAAUAGGAAUACUCUGAGCCGGGUUUCGACACUACCCCACAUCUGCAGGGAUUAAAAUCAUUCGUUUUGAUGGUUUUUUUGUUGUUUUUUUCUUUAACCACAGUGACUUGUUUUUUAAAUAAAUUGUUUGACCCUCUAAA